Molecule: messenger RNA, 360 nt
Organism: Staurois parvus
Lineage: Eukaryota; Metazoa; Chordata; Amphibia; Anura; Ranidae
Source: the annotation of a GenBank genome assembly
UCCGUUGUACCAUACAAUCAUCACCGUCCAGAGUUUCAAAGAGAUCACUAUACUGUUCAGAUUCUGGAAGAUGUUCAGCUAGGCUCUGAAGUGAUCAAAGUUACCGCAACAGAUCAAGAUAGUGGAAACAGAUUAAUCUACACAAUCCAAGGUAGCGCAGACCCAAGAAGCGCUAAGAUGUUCAGGAUGGAUCCUAAUUCUGGUGUCCUGUUCACCACAGAGACUAUGGACUAUGAGACAGUGCCCAUUCAUAUUUUAACUAUCAUGGUUCGUGAUCAGGAAGUUCAAAUCAAAAGGAAUUUUGUGAGGAUUACCAUUCAGGUACAGGACAUCAAUGACCAUUCACCUCACUUCAUUCAC